CCAUCACAAACUUAAAGAAACUUUCAAUUGUGUUUGAUCUGCACAGGGGCAGUUUGAAGAAUUGAUCUGAAUUCUGCUCUCCUUUGAUGUUAGGACACAAAAGGAAUCCAAGGAGCUGGAGCAGAGGGAUCAAUUUUAAGGAAGAGUAAGAGAUGAUGAAAAUGUGUGUUGCUAAGAUGCCAGUAUGAGAUCCCUCCAUUUUUGUUUUAUGUAGUUAUUUAGUGCUAUGAACUUCUCUUCUACAAUCACCUACAUUUUGUCCUGAAAUAUAUAUGUGCACUUUGAGAAUGCUGUGCCUAUCACCCUGGUCCUCUAACACGCCUAGUAUCACAGCGUCUGGUGUGAGAAAUUGGUCAGGAUUUCAAAACAGAUCUGUACUUCCAGAUUACAGCUAUUGGUGCUUUGCAGCAGGCAAGAGAGGCCUAUCUGCUUGGCCUUUUAAGAUACCAACCAACUUGUGUGCUGUCCAUGCCAAACGGGACUUUGUCACCUUUAAGGAUGUCGCCAUCUUAUUCUCCAGGGAGGAGUGGAGGCUCCUCAAUAAGUCUCAGAAGCAACUGUGUGAUGCUGGAGAACGUUACUUUGCACUUGUAACUUCAUUGGGAUUUGCUUCAAGAUGGUUCUGUGCAGAUUUCUGGCAAGGAGCCUGGGGAUAGCUCUGGAUGCUUUACAGUGAGGUGCAAUCACAGAGGACCUUGAUGAGUUGUCCAGUCAAAAAGGGAGACUUGUUUCCUGUUGCUCUGUACUACCUGCUGUGUGGCAUUUUCCACUACUCAUAUAUUUACACUUGAGAUUGCUGGCAAGAAAUGGAUUAUGGAAAGCUACCUUUUGAUCAGGUGAUGAUGUUGCAGAGCUUCCCCACCCGGACUCAUUUGUAGGAACUACGUUACCCAGAAUGCGCUAUUUACGGCGAGAAGAACUUGAGCCAAUGAGCAUUUAGGAUAGUACGAUCUUCAGAUCAUGUGCAAGAUCCCUUUGUCCAGAGGUAGGGGAUGAAGAGUCUCAAGGAGCGGUUCUAAGGGAGUGCACGGACAGUGGCAGUAUUGUCCAGGUCCCCGGUCCCCAUCUCCCCGUCAUCUGCGCUCGCCUACUUGGAUGACUGUGCCUAGGCUCAUGCACCAGGCUUAGGUAUCCACAACUGCAGAAGUGGAUAUGGCCCUCAUGCAGGGCUGUGUGACAUUUCAAGAUGUGGCCAUUAGCUUCUCGCAUGAAGAAUGGAGACUUCUUGAUGAGACUCAGAAGCUCUUGUACCUCAGUGUUAUGCUGCAGAACUUUGCACUUAUAAACUCCCAGGGUUGUGGGCAUAGAACAGAAGAUGAAGAGCGGAGGGUUUCUACACGAGCGUCAAAGGUUUUGAGAUCUGAGACAGUUCCAUUCACACAAAAAUCUCACCUCUGUGAAAAGUGUGUCCCAAUUCUGCAAGACAUUUUGUGCCUGCCUGGUUUACCUGGGCAGAAACAUAGUAUAGAAGCAAGUUCAGAAGUUGAUCAGCACCAAAACCAUAAUACUACAGGAAAACCCUUGAAGAAGAAUGCUGACAAGGCUUCAUACCUAUUCUACUUGUCAGCAAAGUCCUUCCCUAGUUGGGAUGUUGAAAAGGACCUCCCAGACAUACUGAGCCUUCUGAAGUCUCAGGUCUGUCCCAAAACUAAGAAGCCUAGGAAAAGCACUGAUGAUAGGAAAGAAACAAGUCAUGAAAGUCACAUGUCAGAAGAAUGUCAAAGGCUUUCCAGUCAAAAGCAAACAUUUGCUCACCACCCAAAAGCCUCCAAUGGGAAGAAGCUUUAUGAGUGCAGCAAAUGCGGAAAGACCUUUCGUGGCAAAUACUCCCUUGAUCAGCAUCAGAGAGUCCACACUGGAGAAAGGCCUUGGGAGUGUAGAGAUUGUGGGAAAUUCUUUAGCCAGACCUCCCACCUGAAUGAUCAUCGUAGAAUACACACUGGAGAAAGGCCUUAUGAGUGCAAUGAAUGUGGGAAGUUAUUUAGACAGAACUCCAGUCUUGUUGAUCACCAGAAAACUCAUACUGGAGCAAGACCAUACGAGUGUAGCCAGUGUGGGAAAUCCUUUAGUCAAAAAGCUACACUUGUUAAACAUCAGAGAGUUCACACAGGAGAAAGGCCUUACAAGUGUAGUGAGUGUGGGAAUUCCUUUAGUCAAAGUGCCAUUCUUAACCAACACCGGAGAAUUCACACUGGAGUAAAGCCGUAUGAAUGUAGAGAAUGUGGGAAGUCCUUUAGCCAAAAAGCUACCCUUAUUAAACACCAGCGAGUUCAUACUGGAGAAAGGCCUUACAAGUGUAGUGAGUGUGGGAAAUCUUUCAGUCAAAGCUCCAUCCUUAUUCAACAUCGCAGAAUUCAUACAGGAGCAAGACCCUAUGAGUGUAACCAGUGUGGAAAGUCCUUUAGCCAAAAGUCUGGCCUGAUUCAGCAUCAGGUAGUUCACACUGGAGAAAGGCCUUACGAGUGUGACACAUGUGGUAAUUCUUUUAGCCAAUGCUCUAGUCUCAUUCAUCACCAAAAAUGCCAUAACGCUUAAGAAACCUCAUGAAAGAAGCAAAUGGGGAUAAGCCUUCAACAGGAGGCCUAACAUCAUUUAGCUCCUCCAAAUUCGUACUUGAGAAAAGCCUUAGAUUUAUAGGGAAUGCCCUCUUCUUUGAUCUUUGUGUUUUGUUUUGAAGUACCAUGAUACUAUAGAACCUUCCCAAAGGAUACAACUACUAUCUGAGCUUGGCCUUCCAGCAUCUAGGGGGAGUGACAUUCCUCAGGAGUUCAGGCAUGCAUAAGCUGAGGAGCUGGUUUGCCCAUACUGAACUGGCCAACAUGCUUCCCAUUUCUGUCAGUACUAGUGUUUAUGGUAGAAGCCAUCAUUCUCUACCACGUGACCAGAGUACAAUGAUCACGCCAUCAUGGUAAGGAAAAGCCAACUGUGCAGAUUGCCUGGAAGAACUCUUAAAUGGAGUAUUUAUGGAGAAUUCGUCCCCCAGUUUUAACUGAUUAAAGUGUGGAUAUGACUAAGCUUUCACCAAGAAGAUCAAAUUUAUUGUCUGCUGAAGGUGUCUAUAAUUUACUUACCUGCUUUAAAAAAAGUAGUUUUUAAUCAGUGUCAUGUGACAGGUAGGUGAAUGUUUCCAGCCUUUCAAUUACCAGUUGGUCACUGCCUUCUCCCCAUUGCUCUGGUUUGUACACUGAUAAAUGCCUUAUUCUUUAAGCUACCUUUACUCUUAAGAGUGCAGUUUACUAAGUGGGAAGGCUGGGAAACAGACUGAUCCUUCUAGGGAAGGAUGGACAGCUUUUAUAGAUGGUUUCAACUUGGUUUACCUCUGCAGGGACAGCAAAAUGAUGAAAGCAAAUUUCUAUUGCUUCCCAGGCCAACAUCAGAAGCUACAGGAACUUCAUUAUUACAGUUUAUGAACAACUGAAUAUGUAUUCAUAUACAUGAAUAUGUAGUUGGAAACUUUCUGUGGUCAUCUCAAGAGGUCUGCUAUUGUGAUAAGCUCCUGUACUUGUGGGAAUGGAAUGAAUUGGCUCUAUUUUUCUCAGAAGAUGUCCUUAAAAUGCCCAUGAUGGAGAGAGGUAACUCAUAAGGAUGUACAAAAAAUUUGCCCCAAUAGCAUUUAUUCCGUAGGCACCAGCCUAUAAGAUGACCACUUAUGAGGUGAUCAGAGUUAGGUAUAAACCAUCUUUGGCAUACAAAAUAUGGGUAUAGUGUAGUCUUCAGCCAUCCAGAUGGCAUAUGGCUCUUGUAAAAGUGCACCCAGCAAUCUUUGUCUUUUGCUGUAUUCACAGGACUGAAAGAUCUGUGAAUGUAUAAUGGUGGAGGUCAUUGUCAAAAACAAUAUGCCUUUGUGGGAUAUUGGAGUCUGACCUGACUGUUUACCUCCAGCCUUGUUAUAGAGAUAGGAAAAUAAGGAGCUGGAGAGCCUGUAGUCUUAGAAAGUAGCUGUUGUAAUUGCAGUCCAGGUGCUGCAUUUGCAGUCUGGUAUUGACAAAACUUCACUGCCAGUAUUUCCUGUAUUAACAAAGGAUGCCAUGAGGAUAGAGUUCAAUCAAAAUGGGGGUUACUAAGACUUCUGGUUUCUGGAAAGUAGGAAUUCUGAGCUUUGUAUUUUAAGUAACAUUUUAUAAAGUUCAUUGAUAUGUUAGUGUAAUGCAGUCAUCUCUGAUUUACCCUUCAGAAAUUUUUAAAAUUCAUCUUUGUGACUUACCUCAUACCCUGUUAAAAUCUUUCUUGUGUUCCCAGGCUUAUAAGUGUUCAGUAACUUACAUUUUGUUUACAAGAGUGCAGUUUAUGAAGGAAAACAAAAGUUCUUUUUUUUUUGUUAGAUAUAAUGUGUUUUAGGAAGUCAUAAAUAUUUUGACAUUUAUCACUACUGCUUUUUAAAUAACUUUAUACUGUUAUACCAUGUUUGGUUUUUUAACUAUACAGCAAUCUGUUGACCUAUUCAUUCGAGUCUUGGUUGAAUCCUUUCUUGAGCUGUUAUGUUUAAGACUAAAAUGGAUAUAAGCAUAUUACUCAGUGUGCUCGUAGCAUUUUUUAAUUCUUCUUGAGCCAGGAAUUUAGUAUAUGUGAAUGCUUUCAUUUUUAAGAAAGUGUCAAACUGAUGUAGAUUGGUGUAGACUCGUGGUUCUCAACCUUCCUGAUGCUGCAGUUCUUUAAUAUAUUUUCUCAUGUUGUGGUAACCCUCAACUGUAUAAUUACUUUUGUUGCUACUUCACGAGUAUAAUUUUGCUGCUGAUAUGACUUGUAAAUAUUUGUGUUUUCCUAUGGUCAUAGGUAACAUCUGUGAAAGGGUCAUUUAACUCCCAAAGGGGUCACGACCCACACAUUGAGAACCACUGAUGUGCAAAGUAAAUGAACAUUCUUGCUAGUGCUUAGUGUGGUUAAUGUGUUUGUUUUGAGCCAUUUUAAUAGCUGUGUAAUAACACAUUGUAUAGCCUUGUUGGCUUUUUUGGUGUUUUAUGAUACUGAAUAUUUUUGUGUUUAUUUGCCAGCUGUAUGUCUUUAAAACUUGUUAUUCUGCCUAUUUUCAGAUGACAAAUCCUGUUACUGUCCUUUUCAUUAAUAAAUAGAUGUACACUAACAA
This is a messenger RNA of Rattus norvegicus (Norway rat), 5083 nucleotides long. NCBI's taxonomy places the organism in Eukaryota, Metazoa, Chordata, Mammalia, Rodentia, Muridae. The record is from RefSeq and is a predicted model, not a curated record.